AUGGACGCCAAGUCGGACGCGGAGUGGUUCUCACCUGAAGAGCUAGCAGCCGCACGCGAAGACUAUCUACAAGAACAAGAGAAGGAACAGCCAUCGCCUCAGGUCAAAUUGCGAUACGCCAUUGCAUUGGCGAAAAGUCGCAAACGUGACGACAAAUACCGGGCAAUCGGUAUACUGGAAGAUCUAUUGAACCAGGGUUAUGCUCCUAAGGAGAGCUUGUACUGGAUUGCUCUGACACUGUGCGGACUGGGCGAGUACCGUGCAAGUCGAAGCUAUUGUGAACGGCUGCUCCGCAUGGAGCCAUCACAUAUGAAGGCUCAAUUGCUGCACAAAAGGAUUAAGGAAGUCGUGGCAAAAGAAGACGGAGUGGUUGGCGUGAGCAUCUUUGGUGCAGUGGUUGUUGCGGGACUGGCACUGAAGUUUCUAUUCAGGCGAUAA
This is a messenger RNA of Peronospora matthiolae, 438 nucleotides long. Lineage: Eukaryota; Oomycota; Peronosporomycetes; Peronosporales; Peronosporaceae. The record is from the annotation of a GenBank genome assembly.